Trichosurus vulpecula (common brushtail) is the source of this 1485-nucleotide messenger RNA. It is a transcript of the gene CIART, whose product is annotated as circadian associated repressor of transcription. Gene Ontology annotation, biological process: circadian regulation of gene expression; negative regulation of DNA-templated transcription. The transcript is spliced from 6 exons. Gene Ontology annotation, molecular function: RNA polymerase II cis-regulatory region sequence-specific DNA binding. The record is from RefSeq and is a predicted model, not a curated record. Gene Ontology annotation, cellular component: nucleus. NCBI's taxonomy places the organism in Eukaryota, Metazoa, Chordata, Mammalia, Diprotodontia, Phalangeridae. Bases 162 to 1334 code for a protein of 390 amino acids.
GGAGAGGCGGAGGAGGGAACGGUAGACCAGGUGCGCUAGUGAGAGUCUUGGACUGAGCCGGAGCGUUGUUGCAGGUUCAGAUGUACUACAGUUUCUGCUCUUAAUUCAACUCUAACCUCCCCGCCCUUUGCCCACCCCCCCCCCCCAGCUUUCCUGGAAGCAUGGAGUCCCCAUCUAGUAUUUCCUUCUACUCCUCUUCCUCCCUCUCUUCUUCCUCUUCCCCCUCGGGAGUGGACAGUGCCCUCAGCGACUUUGGCUUUCCCUCAGAUAGUGAGGGGGAAUGCAGAGGGGCUCAUGGGCACAGGUCAGAGGCUGGUUGGCAGAGGGGAAGUCAACGGCCGGGCCCUCUUCGAUGUUGCCGACGCCCCCUGAGUUCCAGUGGUCGUCAGGCCCCAUCUUGCCUGGAAGGACCUGGCUUGGCUUCUCCCAUGGCUGGUUCAGGAAUGAAAAGAUCAAGAGACAGUGAGGAAGAAACAUGUCUGAACAUCCAGAACCUUAGUACAGAAGGAGAUCGGCUCUUUGCUCAGAAGUGUAAAGAGCUCCAAGGAUUCAUUCGCCCCCUCACAGACCUGUUGAAUGGGCUGAAGAUGGGCCGCUAUGAGAGAGGAUUAAGCAGUUUUCAGCAGAGUGUGGCAAUGGACAGGAUUCAGCGUAUUGUAGGUGUCCUGCAGAAGCCUGAGAUGGGUGAGCGUUAUCUAGGGACCUUGCUACAAGUAGAGGGUAUGUUGAAAACCUGGUUCCCUCACAUAACUUCCCAGAGCUUGCCCUCAGAGGAUGGGAAGCACCGGUUUCUAUCCAAGCGUUUGGCCAGCAGCCAGACCUACCCAACCGGUCCCUCAGCUGAUCUCCCCAGAAAGGAGAUAAGCCAGAUUAAACUAAGAUACCAGGAUCAAGGGAAAGAGAAGUUGCAUUUUCAAGAACAAGAGUUGCCUCAACUCCUCCCAGAAUGGCCAGCCAUGAACUUGACAUGGAUCCAUACAUCCCCCAUUUGCAACCCACCUCUCAGUUCCCUUAGCUCAGCUGCUUUCAGCCAUGGUCUCUUGGGUCCUGGAGCCAGCUUUGGGGUUAUCCUCUUCCUUCAGCAUGGAGCACAGUCUUUUGCAUAUUCAGCACCCACCACUCCUGUCCCUGAUGCUACAGUAUCUCCUGUUGUCUGUGAUGGUCCUAAGAAUCUCCCUGAAGAAGGGCCUCGUUGCUACAGUUUGCCAGUUUCUCUAGCAUCCACCCCACUGACCUCAGAAUGGAGCAAUACCACAUCCUCAUCCUGUUUACCCAUUGUUGCCAGAGGGAAGACAACUAGGAUGGAUGAGAAACAGGCCCUUCAUUUCUGCUGAUGUCCCAUUCUCCCCAUCCCAGCUAUAGGACUGUCCUCUCUGCUCUGGUUUCUAUUUUAUGUGCGUGUUUUUUGAUUUUAUUUUUUGACGUGUGUAUAUUUGUGCUGAGGGGAUAGAAAUCCUCUCUGAUUAAAGUAAUUUUACACCUGAA